Messenger RNA from Silurus meridionalis, 422 nucleotides. It is a transcript of the gene spryd7b, whose product is annotated as SPRY domain containing 7b. The annotation marks the transcript as partial. The record is from RefSeq and is a predicted model, not a curated record. The transcript is spliced from 3 exons. NCBI's taxonomy places the organism in Eukaryota, Metazoa, Chordata, Actinopteri, Siluriformes, Siluridae.
CACAACAAUGCAGAGAGGAACUGCUUGCCAGCUAACAGUGUACCUCAGCAGGAAGACGUUGUGGGAUUAACCUAUGACCAUGUGAAACUGAACCUGUAUCUGAACGGGAAGAACAUGCAGUGCCCAGCGUCAGGCAUUCGAGGGACUGUGUUCCCUGUAGUUUACGUGGACAAGAACGCCAUCUUAGCCUGCCAGUUCAGCGACUUUUACCACAUUCCUCCUCAAGGCUUUGAGAAGAUCUUGUUUGAACAGCAGAUCUUUUGAGCCUUUUGCUUCUCAUGCACUUGCAGAGUUGUUGUCCUUAGGGCUUUACGGAAAGUGCUGAUGGUGGAAAGGGUGUUGCAUUGUCAUAUUGUGUAUGCCUUCUCUUUUGCUGCUGCCAUAGUCCAUAGAAGAAAAGCCAGGAGUUCAUAUAUGAGAAG